AUAGCCUGUGAUUGAGAGAAGAAAAAUAAAUAAAUAAAUGUCUCAUCUCUUCUUCUCUCUCUUGCAAUCGAUCUUAACCAACGCCAAUCCAAUAAAAAAUUGUUGUAUAUGCAAAAGGAAUUGCAUCGUCAGUUGCCUUUUCUAUCCAAACUAUAAAUAAAAUAUGUCCAAUUACCAAGCGGAGGAGGAUGCUGCGUACAUGGACCAUGUUGAUGAUGAUGAUGAUAUGGAAGUUGUAGACGACGAUUUGGAUGACGACUUUCAUGGUGAUGACAUGGCUGCAUCUGACUCCGAUGUCGACGAGUUUGACUACUCUAGUAAUAAAAUAGCAGAUACUUCAGCGGAGCAAGCCCGUAAAGACAAAGACAUCCAGGGCAUUCCUUGGGACAGGCUUAGCAUUACCAGAGAGAAAUACAGACAAACUAGACUAGACCAGUAUAAAAACUACGAAAAUGUCCCUAACUCUGGUGAUUCCUCCGGGAAAGAUUGUAUGGCUACACAGAAAGGGGCCAUCUUUUAUGAUUUCUGGCGGAAUUCAAGAUCCAUCAAAUCAAGUAUCCUUCAUUUUCAGCUGAGGAAUUUGGUUUGGGCAACUUCUAAGCAUGAUGUGUACCUUAUGUCACAAUUUUUGGUGAGCCACUACUCUACUUUGACUUCUGGAAAGCAUGAAGUUCUCAAUGUUCAAGGCCAAGUUUCCCCAUCCGAGAAACAUCCUGGAAGUUUGCUGGAGGGAUUUACGAAGACUCAAGUGAGUACACUUGCAGUCAAAGAUAAGUUCUUAGUUGCUGGUGGAUUUCAAGGAGAACUUCUAUGCAAGCAUCUUGAUAGACCUGGUGUGAGCUUCUGUUCCCGUACAACCUAUGAUGACAAUGCUAUCACUAAUGCAAUUGAGAUCUAUAACAAACCCAGUGGUGCGCUUCAUUUCACGGCCUCAAAUAAUGAUUGUGGAGUCAGAGAUUUUGAUAUGGAGAGAUAUCAGCUUGUUAACUAUUUUCGCUUUCCUUGGCCAGUCAAUCACACAUCUCUGAGUCCUGAUUGUAAGUUAUUGACGAUUGUGGGAGACAACCCAGAGGGUCUUCUCGUAGACCCCAACAAUGGAAAGACACUGGGAACGCUAGCAGGACAUUUGGACUUUUCCUUUGCAUCAGCAUGGCACCCGGAUGGGCUCACGUUCUCCACAGGUAACCAAGACAAGACCUGCCGGGUUUGGGACAUUCGUAACCUGUCUAAAUCUGUUGCUGUCUUGAGGGGUAACCUCGGGGCAAUUCGAUCCAUCCGCUACACGUCAGAUGGGAAGUACAUGGCCAUGGCUGAGCCGGCUGACUUUGUUCAUGUAUACGACGUCUCGAAAGGGUAUGAAACAGAGCAGGAGAUCGAUUUCUUUGGGGAGAUCUCGGGAAUAUCCUUCAGCCCUGACACAGAAGCGCUCUUCAUCGGUGUUUGGGACCGCACUUACGGUAGUCUCCUUGAGUAUGGCCGCCACCACAACUACUCCUACCUCGAUUCAUAUCUGUAACCGUUCGAGAGCCAUCAGAGGAAUAAAAGAGCUUACCACAUGCCUGGUACACUCCCGCGUCCAAAUAAAAACAUUAUAAUCAAAUCUCCAAUGGUGUAAAUUAUGUGUUGUGCAAGUACUAGGGGUUUUCACAGAGAGUCUAUUUAGUUAGCUUUUGAGUGUUGACUGUUGAAGUUCAUGUAUGUGUGUACAUAAGUGUUUGAGUUUCAGCUUGAGUUUGCAUGAACUCUUUACUUGGGCUAGACCAGGAUGAGACAACACGAUCCGAGCCUGUAGCUCAGUAUUUGGCUAUAAUCCAUUGUUAGGGACUCGUUUUCA
Brassica oleracea var. oleracea is the source of this 1834-nucleotide messenger RNA. RefSeq lists its product as uncharacterized. The record is from RefSeq and is a predicted model, not a curated record. Lineage: Eukaryota; Viridiplantae; Streptophyta; Magnoliopsida; Brassicales; Brassicaceae. The transcript has 11 exons. The coding region runs from base 164 to 1516 and encodes 450 amino acids. Gene Ontology annotation, molecular function: protein binding.